AUUUCGUAGCAGAAAAUUAUCAAGCCUCUGAUUGUAAAACCUAAAAUCAUUAUUCUAAAAUGUCAAAAUUGUCUUACUCUGCUGCUCCCCAAUCAUAGAGCUCAACGAUAUAUCCUUUGGUACGACAAGUUUUACCUGCAAGCCUACAUACCUACGCACAUUAACUUUGGCAACUAUAUGAUGGGCGUCCUGAGCGGAGUCAUCUUUACGGAGCUUCAGAAACGUUCGAUAAAUCUCGCCAAAAGUAAAACGUUUCGUACCGUGUGGUACGUAACGCUUUGUAGCCUUCCACUUUCGAUGCUACCGUCGUACAUGUUCUACGUGAAUGACUUCGAAACUCCAUCCGUAUGGAUGGCGAUUUCUUUUGUCAUCUCGAAGAACCUUUUUGGCAUCGGAAUUGGAAUCAUUCUUCUAGGCUCGAUCUACGGUGUUAACGGUGUACUUCAGCGAAUGUUGAACUAUCCGUUUUUCGAACCGUUGGGCCGCUUGACGUAUGGUGCCUACCUGAUUCAUCCAUUCGUGAUGCGCUACAUGUUUGUCAGCACGCGUGGACCGGUUUAUUAUAGCGAUACACUCACGCUUUCCUUAGUGUUUGGGGCGACGGUGAUCUCCUAUUUGAUGUCAUUGUUUCUUUGUUUACUGCUAGAGCUACCAAGAUCCGCAUUGCAGAAUCAAGUGUUUGGAAGUCUUAAAGGUAGGAACGAUUAAAAUUUAAAAAAAAAACAAUAACUCAUUUUCGUAAUACCAUAAAACGUCUCUUCUUACAGAACCAAAACCGAACCGCAUUGAUGAGGAAAGUACAACCAAUCAAUCCUAAACAUCUACGUCCGCAUUAGAAGAAAAGAAAAGACAACUGCAAGUGUAUUAGGGCUGUUUGAAGAAUAAAAAUAAUUCCUUUUAGUUUUUAAGCGAUGUUUUCUUCGGUGAACAAUAAGAAUUUCCUUAGAACUCAAAACCUAGAAAAGAUAACGAAUACUUUGGAUUUAAGACGUGUUUUUUUAUAAAUAAGAUUGCCUUCGAACAGUUACUACUGCCAAAUAUAGUCAUCAUGGAACCAAAUGUGAAAUGUGGUCCAAUAUUUGGCGUAUGAGAGAAAUAAAUUUUACGCUCUAGUCAAUAGAAAGAUCCUAGAGAAAAGCUACAUGAAUGGAAAGUAGAAAAUAAUCCUGGAUGCGAUUUUUGUGGAAAAACAGUAACCCCAAAGCACAAAGUAAAAGAAUGUCAUAGAGUAGAGUAGAUAUAGAAUGAUGAGGAAAAUUAUGAACGAAAAUAAUCUUCAAUGCUCCUUCUUGGAUGAAUUUUUGAGACCAAGAUUAAAAUUUUUGAGACAUGAGUCUCGAUACCCUCAGUUUAUAGUUAGUCGAAAUAUGUGUGAAAAUUUCUAGAUAUGUGAAAUUAAUCGAAUAUGUGAAUAAAAAAAAGGAAGUUUGAGGAAAAUAAUCAACUGUCCUUACGCCGCGACUUCAAAUCGACGCUGUCCACAAACCACAGCAACGCAACAGCAGACAACAUACCAUGCCAAAUUGAAUAGGUGAUAUAUUUGUUUUUUCCUUGAUAACAUUACAUGGUAGAUAAAUUCAAUGGCAUUUUAACAAUGAUGGGCAAGCAAAACAUGGGGUCUAUUUUUCUAGAUAUACAGGGGGCAUUUGAUUCAGAUUCUCCACACAAACUGAGUCAAAAAUUGCAAACUGGGGGCUAGGGACAAAAUUGAAUAACUUCUUGUUCAAUUUUUUGUCGGAAAAAGCUAUGAGUUUUAACAAUGGUCACGAACAAUUGAAA
This is a messenger RNA of Anopheles funestus (African malaria mosquito), 1779 nucleotides long. RefSeq names its product O-acyltransferase like protein-like. The record is from RefSeq and is a predicted model, not a curated record. The transcript has 2 exons. NCBI's taxonomy places the organism in Eukaryota, Metazoa, Arthropoda, Insecta, Diptera, Culicidae. Bases 178 to 708 code for a protein of 176 amino acids.